AGUUUAAUCAUGUUUUGAAUGUCUUUCUGACAAUUGAUUGACCAAAAUUGAGAAAAUAAGCGGUAGAUUAAUCAUUAAUGAAAAUCUUUGAUUGUCCUUAUUCAAACCUUAGUUACUGUAACUGUUAAGGGCUUCCUCCUGUCCACCCACUUGUGUGAUGUAAUGGCCAGACAGCCACGUCACCAACAUCAUCACAUCACCAGAUUACUGUCCUUCCAGAAUGAUCUUAACUUAUUCCCGAGUGAUCUGUGCCUCUCUUGUCUACAUGAUUCUGGGCCCGGCAGUCCUCCCCCGCCUCUCCCGCUCCUUCCUGCAGGGAUUGCCCCACCAAUCGCAGGGGUAGGCGAGAGAUUAGCUCCUCAGAUUAAAGUGUCCACCUCCAAACCCUGCUUAAUCCUGCCAUCUGUCAGAGAGCAGCUAACCAGCCAAGACUCUCUCCACAGGGCUAAUUAGAUAGCCAGAAGAACACAGACUUAAGAGAGGAAGUACAUAUUGAAAACACACUUGUCUGUGUGGUACUGCUCAAGGCAGAGUAACAAUGGAGGAGAUGUACCUUCUGAACCUCCCCGGAGUCAGGAAGAAGAUCCUGGCUGGAGGCACAGGACCGCUGCCCCACUUUCCACCUGGGACAAAGCUGGUUUUCAAUUUCCAGACACUGCUAGACAAUUUUGAGCGAACCGUCAUCGAUGACAGUCGACUGGCUGGUAGGCCAGCUGAGAUCUUUGUCGGAAAGAUGUUCAAGAUGGAAGUCUGGGAGACCCUGCUGAUGUCCAUGAGGAUCGGAGAGGUGGCUGAGUUCUGGUGCGAUGCCACUCACACAGGCUUGUACCCAAUGGUGUCCAAGGGAAUGAGGCUGAUCGCUCAAGGGAAAGACCCCCUAGAGGGCCAGAGGCACAUGUGUGGCAUGGGAAACAUGUUCCACUAUCAUUCCACUGGUUUCCCAGAGCUGGAUGAGCUAAUGAGAACUCCUCAGCCACUUAUAUUUAUCAUGGAGCUGUUGCAGGUGGGAGACCCCAUGUCCUACCACAGAGAGUCGUGGAUGAUGGAAAAGGAUGAGAAGCUGCAGAUAGUGCCAGGUCUUCACAUGCAGGGCAAUGUGCUGGUCAAGCAGAGACAAUUCAGAGAGGCUGCCAGCAAGUACAAAGAGGCCGUCCUGCUGCUGAAAACAGUCCAGUCCAGAGAGAUGCCGGGUGAUAUAGACUACAUUAAUUUGGGUCGAAUGAUUGUCCCCUUGGAGUUAAACUACUGCCAGUGUAUGUUGGAGCUGGAGGAGUAUUAUGAAGUUAUAGAGCACACCACCGAACUGCUGGAGAAACACAAAGACUGCGUGAAGGGCUACUAUAAGAGAGCCAAGGCCCACGCUGCUGUGUGGAAUGAAAAGGAAGCCCGGAAAGACUUCAACAUGGUGGCCCAACUGGACAUCACUCUGGCUUCUCUGGUCAAUCGAGAGCUGAAGGCCCUGUCAGAGCUCAUGAAGGAGAAGUACUGGGAGGAGAAGGAGAAAUACUGGAAUAUGCUGGAGAGAAAGAAAAACAAAAAUGAAGAGGAAGAGGAGGUGGAAGAGAAAGGAAACCAAGAAGAUAGUGAAAGUGUGAACGCAGAGAGUAAAGAGGGCGUGGGGGAAGAAAAAGGUGAAGAAGAAUCUCCAUCCAAAUGUGCUGAAGUCCAUCAAGAGGACCUCGGAGGAAAUAAGGUUAAACCAACUGAGGGAACAGGUAACGAAGAAGAAGCGACAUCUUCUGAGAUCAAUCCAAAUGCUUCCAAUAAAUUCGAGGGGAUCGACUGGCAACAGAUGUUACGACUGGUCAUGUUGCUGCAGAAAGAGGGGAACUUCCUCAUUAAAGAAAAACACUUUCAGGAAGCUUCUGCAAAGUUCAAGGAGGCCAUAGAAUAUGUGGAUGUCCUUCAGAAUACGCAAGUGGAUCAACAGGGAGAGGAUUGGCAGUCGCUGGAAAAAGUGCGCCUUCCGCUGACCCUCAACCUCAGCCAGUGCUUGCUGGAGCUCAAACAAUACCAGCAAGUGGUGGAGCUCAACAACAAGCUGCUGAAGAAGCAUAAAGGUAAUACAUGUAACUUUAAGGCGGUGUACCAGCGGGCAAGAGCACACGCCGCAUUGUGCAACGAGGAUGAAGCUCGGAGGGACUUUGGUAUGGUGGAGAAAUUGGACCCACAAUUCAAACCCUUCGUCCGCCAGGAAUUAAAAAAACUGUGUGAGAGCAUGCGUACGGUACACGCCCGCCAGAAUAAGACUUACUGGGAUACGACGCAGGAGAAGUGGGGGCCUGGUGGAAGCAAGUCAAAGAGUGCAGCAAGAAAGAAGAACGUCAAAUUCUCACAGAAGGCCACUGAGGAAAAAACUAAAGCAGAUAAGAAGACAGAGGGCAGUAAGAUAGAAGGCAAGGAAAGCUCAGAGAAACCCGCCCCUGCUGAGACAGAGGGAGUGGAUGAAGCAGAAACAGAGAAAAAUCCAGAUGUGAAAACAGAGCAGAGCAAUAAAGAGCUAGAGAGUGGGAGAGCGAGUGGAGAGGGGUUAGAUGAUGAAAACAUGCAGAGUGGCGUGGUUCAUGAGGACAGGCAGGGUGCACCAGAUAAUCGAGCAACGAAUAAAGAUAGCGAUCCCGCUCCCACCAGCACAGGCACAGAUAAUGUAGUGAGCAAGAGAUCGGCGAGCGAUAAGGGCAGAAAGAAGGUCAAAUGCCAAUCAAGUGCUGCACUGGGCCCAAGCAGAACAAGCCAAGGGAACAAAGCCACCAGUGAUAAAACAGCAAAUGGUGGUACUCAAUCAGCAUAG
Molecule: messenger RNA, 2791 nt
Organism: Micropterus salmoides (largemouth bass)
Lineage: Eukaryota; Metazoa; Chordata; Actinopteri; Centrarchiformes; Centrarchidae
Exons: 8
Coding region: 539-2791 (750 amino acids)
Molecular function (GO): peptidyl-prolyl cis-trans isomerase activity; protein binding
Source: RefSeq, a predicted model, not a curated record